Molecule: messenger RNA, 1081 nt
Organism: Pelodiscus sinensis (Chinese soft-shelled turtle)
Lineage: Eukaryota; Metazoa; Chordata; Testudines; Trionychidae
Product: olfactory receptor 51G2-like
Biological process (GO): G protein-coupled receptor signaling pathway
Cellular component (GO): plasma membrane
Molecular function (GO): G protein-coupled receptor activity; olfactory receptor activity
Source: RefSeq, a predicted model, not a curated record
CGGUGCUUGGAUCUAGCUGGCUGCUGAUUGCCCUAGAGGGGAGAGACUCUGGCUGUGCCUGUGGCUGAGGAGGACUACACAACAACCAGCACAUAGGAGGAGGCUGACGAAAACUUCACAACACCUCGGACCUGCUCAGUACAUGAUGUCAGCUGCUAAUGACACCACAUUCAACUAUGCUGUGUUCUUUCUCUCCGGGAUACCUGGGCAGGAACACGUCUAUCUCUGGAUCUCUAUCCCCAUCUGCUUUGUGUAUGUUAUUUCUAUAGUGGGCAAUUCAGUCAUUCUCUUCAUUAUAAAAACUGAUGCAAGUCUCCAUGAGCCUAUGUACAUUUUCCUCUCCAUGUUGGCCAUCACAGACCUUGGCUUAUCGAUAGCCACUGUACCGACAAUACUGGGCAUUUUCUUAUUUAACUUUAGGGAGAUCAGCUUGGAUGCCUGUUUAGCUCAGGUGUUCUUCAUCCACUCGCUUUCAUUCACUGAAUCUGCUGUGCUCCUGUCGAUGGCCUUUGACCGAUUCAUCGCGAUCUGUGACCCCCUGAGAUACACGUCCAUCCUAACCCCACCGAGAAUAGCCAAGAUGGGACUGGUGCUUAUGCUGAGAGGGGUGUUGGUAGCAUUCCCUCUCCCCUUUCUCCUGAAACGCUACCGAUAUUGUCGAUCCAAAAUCCUCUCCCACUCCUACUGCCUGCACCAGGAGGUGAUGAAGCUGGCUUGUUCAGACAUCACUGUCAGCAGUGUCUAUGGCUUGUUCAUAAUACUUGGCACGGUAGGGUUGGACUCGCUGCUCAUCCUGCUCUCUUAUGUGUUGAUCCUCAAAACAGUGCUAAGAAUCACAUCCCAUGCUGAGUGCCUCCAGGCCCUGAGCACCUGCGUCUCCCAUGUCUGCGCAGUCCUGCUCUUCUACAUACCAGUGAUCGGCCUGUCUGUGUUACACAGAUUUGGGAAGAGUUUUUCCCCCUUGCUUCAGAUUCUCCUGGGCUAUGUCUACCUGCUGGUCCCGCCCCUGAUGAACCCGAUCGUAUAUAGCAUAAAAAACAAACACCUUCGUGCACGGAUCAUCAGGAUGUUUGUUAGGUAA